Molecule: messenger RNA, 6881 nt
Organism: Schistosoma mattheei
Lineage: Eukaryota; Metazoa; Platyhelminthes; Trematoda; Strigeidida; Schistosomatidae
Source: the annotation of a GenBank genome assembly
GUCUUUACUAUUUGUCUUGGUCAAGUAGUGGAGGCAAAGUGAAAUUCCCGAGAACAUGCGUAACCUCAAUCUGUCGAGUUGUGGUGGUUUGUGGCUGGAAGGUCACAACGCACGUCAUAUUUCUUUGGAUGACUGCUCUAAUAACAUCACUGUUUCUUUUGAGAGAAGUAUCAAGGUGAUUAGUAGCACAGGGAUAAAUACUUACCAUGCUCAAGGCACCCAACAAGAGAUACAUAGUUGUUUUGCGAUAUCUCCACCUGUAUACUUGGUUGCAAGUUCCAAUGAAAUAUUUCUUUGGCAUUUACUGAAUCACCAAAUUUAUGAAAAACUUGAUCUCAACACGGAAUUAAAAGCUAUGCGUAUUUCUCCAGAUCUUUCAAAAACGGUUGUCAUAACUGGUGAUGGUUUUAUUCAUAUUCUUUCUUCAACUCUCGAAAUUAUAUCCAACUUUUCACUGUACGAGGAAGGUUUCGGGUCGGCUCUGCCAGUUUCUCUAGGUUGGGGUAAGAAAGAAACUCAGUUUCAUGGCUCUGAAGGCAAGGAAGCAGCUUUAGCAAAACCGACUGUACCAGUCUCAAACACUCAAUAUGAUGAUGGUCGUUUUGAAAUUGCAUGGCGUGAUGAUGGUCUUUACUUCGCCGUAUCAUGGAUUGAUCCAUUAACAGAGAAUCGUAGACGUAUACGCGUCUACAAUGAUACUGGUGAAUUGUUUUCAACAACUGAAAUAACAAAUAUGAUUUCUCCAGGACUUUGUUGGAGACCUCGUGUUCAAUUAAUCACAACGGCUCAACGUCGAGAAGGUCGUGGAUUGGAUAUCAUAUUUUUUGAAUCGAACUCCCAACGCCAUGGAGAAUUCGAACUGAUCGGUGAUGAAUCUGAAAAGUUUUACCAAGUGGAAUCUAUUAUGUUUAAUCCGACCGGUUCAAUUUUGGCAGUACUGUGUAGUGGAACUCAAAACCAUCCAUGGUUUAUUCGACUACUAACUUGCUCUAAUUAUCAAUGGUCAAUAAAACAACAUUUCUGUAUAGCUGACAAUUCAUUAAACGAUAGUCAAAUUUCCAAUAUAUCAUUAACAUGGGAUCAUCAUGCUUACAGUGCAGAUUUGUCAGCUCUUUAUUGUGCUAUAUCAAUUAAUGAGUCGUUGCCUAAUGAUAAUCAAGUUAACCGUAAGACGUUAUUGCAAUGCUGGAAAAUGAAUAACGUUUAUAAUUCAUCGUGCAUAUUAACAAAUUCUAAUGUAAAUAUAAUAACAUCAUUAAAUUCUGGUCUUGUUGCAGUAAUCAAUGGAAAUACCGUCGAGAUGAGUUGUUUUGCUUAUUCAGUUAUUCCACCUCCAAUGUUUGCAACACGACUGGUAUUUUAUUCAAAUGGUGUAAACCAAUCUAAUAAGACACAGUGUAAUUUCACUCCAUCUGUUUCAUCUGUAUCUAUUCCUAGUUUAUGGUUGGGAAAUGAAUCGGAUUCGCCAAACAAUGUUAUGCCUAUAUUAAUUCAAACAGUCGACUGUCAGUCAUCCAAAAAUGUAUUUCCAAAUACGUAUUUUAUUACUAUCACAAAUGGAACCUCUUUAGAGAAGGAGUCAUUUUGUAAUGGUGAGGUGUACUCUGAAUGGCAUAAUGGAGGAAAAAAUAUUGCACCUUGGCCAAAAACUGUUGUUAAAAUCGAUAUGGAUAGACUGUUCAUUGAAUGCAACGGCAAUGACGAAUCAUUGAAUUCUUUAAUCUUAACUGAGUUAAAACAGAAGAACACUUGUUUAUUUAGUCCAUUGAGUUGUUUCGCCUGGUUAAGUCUUUAUGAAGUAUUAUUUAUUGGUGCGGAUGGUCUACUAUUAGGUUAUUUGAACAUGAAAAAUCUAUAUUCUAGUGAUGAUGAUUCCGAUGGUAAUGCAAAUGGACGCUGGUUACUCAGAGCGUCUUCAUCUGCUCAGGAAUUUAAAACACUCUUGGAAAGGAACAACAGUAAAUUUGCCAGAAUAACUACUAUUUGUUGUACGAUUGAUAGACGUGUUUGUGUUCAAAUGUCCAAUGGCACUGUUUACAUUUAUUCUGUUCAAGAUAUAUUAAAUAACAAUUAUUGUUAUGAAAUUCUACAAAUGAAUGAAUUCAAUAUUGAUAAUUUACAUUCUUAUAAUCCAUUAAAUUGUAUAAUACAAUUUCCAUCUAAUUGUGAACAAUUAUUAUGUAUACCAGUAUUUGAUGAAUACAAUUAUAAUAUUAUCCAAUUGAAUUCAUCAAUCAUAACAGUUAAUUAUUCUGCUUUAAUUUUAUUUGGUUUUAAUAAAUCAACACAUUGUUUAUUCGCUGCUGUUUUACCAAAACAACAUAAUACUGGACAUUUUCAACAAAAUAAUAUUAUUGCAUUAAAUAUUACAGAUUCCUGCUCUUCAUUAAUUGGAUUAUCAGAAUUUUUAAUUGUAACUAAUGUAAAAAAAUUGUUAAUAUGCGUUUCAUUAGUAUUUAAUGUAUCACAAAUUAAUGAUCCAAAUAGUCUUUUAAAAGAAUUACUUUCACGAUUGAAUAUUCCUUCUGAAUUGGACGCCAGUACACGUAAACCACCGCGUAACUGGUAUAAUGAUAAUUUACAUCCAAUCGAAUCCGGUGCAAUCAUUGUAACAGCGAUACCAAAUGAUACCAAAGUCAUACUACAAAUGCCACGUGGGAAUUUGGAAGAAAUUCAUCCUCGUGCUCUUGUACUGGCACAUUUAUCCAAAUUACUUAAUAAUAAACAAUAUGAACAAGCUGUUAAAAUGAUGCGUCGUCAUCGGAUCAAUUUCAAUUUAUUACAUGAUUAUAACCCUAAUUUAUUUCUAUCAAAUGUCAAACAAUUCUUACAAUCAAUUGGCGAUCCUGAUUUGAUCACAUUAUUUAUAUCUGAUCUUGUUGAGGAAGAUGUAACAGAAACAAUUUAUCAUAAAUUUUAUUCUAAAUCUUCCGAGCGCCAUCGAUCAACUCUAAAAACAUCUAAGCUUGACCGAAUAACUGAUAUUCUUAUUGAUGAAAUGGAGAAGCAUAAUCCAACCAAAUUAAUUGUGCCAAUUAUAACUUGUUAUGCAAAAAAAGUCCCACCAAACUAUGAAGCUGGCUUACUAAGAUUAAAACUUUUACAUGAAAAUGGAGAUAUAAAUACAUGGAAUAAUGGAUUACGUCAUUUACAAUAUUUUGCCACACCAAUUGAAUUGUAUAAAGUUGCAUUAGGUACAUAUGAUUUAAAUUUUGCUACAAUAAUGGCACAGCGUACACAACUAGAUCCAAAAGAAUAUUUAGCUGAAUUAAACGAAUUAAAUUCUAUAACAAAUGACUUGAAAAAAUAUCAAUGUGAUACCAUGGAAGAGGCUAUAGCAUAUCAACAAUUUAAAAUUGAUCAUAGCUUAAAGAAAUAUUCAAAAGCUGUUCUACAUUUGAUUGAUUCCGGUUCUAAACACAAAGCGGAACUAUUAUCCUAUGUGAAAGCAUAUCAUUUAUAUGCACAAGUGACUGAAGUAAUACCACAAAAUUCUGAAGAAUUCAAGAUUAUUUGUCAACUAUGGGCGGAUUAUUUAAUUUCUUCACAAAAUUUAAGUUAUGCUGGUCAGAUUUACAUGAAAGGUGGAUUUUAUGGUUUAGCUGCCAAAACGUUUUUAUCUGUAACUAAUACCCAACUGUGGUGUAUUGCCGCUGCGAACAGUCGACUAUUGAAUGAUAAAAAUAAUACUGAUUUAUCUACUGAUCACUAUUUAAGUAAUACGGAAAUACGUACUCAAGCACAAAAGUUGGCAGCUCGAUUAAAAGAUCUUCAACGUCAUCAAGAAGCUAUUCAAAUCUAUAUUGACUUUUUAGAGGAUCCUGUAAUGGCCAUCAGAACAGCUUGUGAAGAUCGCCUGUGGAUGGAUGCUCGUCGAUUGGUAAUGCUUCAUAUUUUAUUGAAUAACAUGUUUUUAACAAAAUAUUUAUUUUGUUGUAUAAAAUGGUACAAUUUAUUUUAUAAAAUACUGAAAUAUCAUGCAUAAACAACAUAGAACCUAGCAGUAUACACGAAUCAGUUCACUUUGUCACACUGUAAUAACACCGUCAGAUGAGAUUAUCAAGAUAAAUCACAGGAUACUAAGAGUGGUAACAACAGUAUCAGUCGUCGUAGGAAAUUUUAUCCACAAACAAUAUGAUUUGAGAACAAAUAAUUGAAUCGAUAGGAUAAAAAGUAUGAGCUCAAUUUAAAACUCAAAUAUAAGAGAAUAUUAAGAGUAAACGCAUCUAGGUCACUGGAAUUGAUUCUAAGCUAUAUCAUCCAACGUCUAACCGUUGGUUACUAUAAUCGCGAGGACCUCAACCAAUUAAUCUAGACCUACCUGCACGACUGAGUCCAACAGUCAAUGACUUAAUGUUUUAGCCACUCUUAGCUUUCUCUCAACCUACUCUUACACAAGUCAUCAUCACGCAUCGAAGUCAACAGUGGUUAGGCAUAAGUAAUGCACAUUGUAAUCACCCCAGUUUAUCGAAAUUCACCAUCUCCAGCAAAUCCGACAUACUCACCUUGUACUGUGCGUCUCACUGUAAUAUUGCUCACUUGGUCAUUCCACGAUACGGCAGCAAUGCUUCAAAGACACUUAUGAUCGAACACUAGUAACCUAUAAAGGCCAAACUUCAUAAAACAGACUACUUCAUCUUUUGGGUAGUAGACAUGAAAAAUAUUCGUAAAAUAAAGUUUUUGUUUAUUUUUUUAACAAAUCAGCAUAAAUACUUUCACUUCUAUUCAGAUUAAAUAAUGAUAGUAAUAAUACCAAUAGAGUGUAGUUAAAAAACCCCUCAAUACCGCUAUUUAUCGAUCUGAUUCACAAACACACAAAAAUGUAAAUUAAAUUAGUUUGUUUUCUUCUUUUCUGCACAAAACGAUUACUGUAAACCAAACAAAAAAAAACUUAAGCUAUAAGAGAACCAAAACUAUUUCGUAAAUCAAUUUCAUGCUAAUAAGUACACUAACCCAACUAUCCUCUCAAACUACAUAAUUCUAAGAUUUUUUCGCAAUAGAUAAUGUGCAAUACACUGCAUUGUAUUUUUGUGACAAAAUCAAUCAGUGUGUAUACAUACAAUGAGAUACGGAUAAAAACUAUAUAAAUCAUAUUAAAUAUUGAAAUAAUAGAAAUUUUGUGAGGGAAAAAAUGUCAUUUGAAUAUCAUAUUUAUAAUAAUUCGUAUUUGUUGUAUUUUGUUUGUGUUCAAUGUACAAUGUCAAUCAGUUACGCUAUUUAUUGGCUUUGAAAAAACACCAUGCAAAUACCUUCAUCAGUUGAAUUCAUGAGUCAGUUAAAGUUAGACCACCAUGGAAAACACUGGACGGCCGUUUCGUCCCAGUAUUGGAGUGAAAGUACUUCAUCAACCUAGCUUUAAUACCGGUACUCCUAAUAGUAGUAGUACGAUACGUAGGAACAAUUUGAAUUUGUUAUAUACUUCAUUAAAAAGUAAAAAGUGUAGGAUGAAAAUGAGAUUAGUGGUGUAAGGAAGAUCUAAAUAUUGUAAAGUUAAAAUGAAUAGUAGUAGGUAUUAUGUCAACCAUAUCGCGUGGACCAGGGAAAACAAGUUUGAUUAUGCAUACAUUUCACAUACUCUUUUGUGGUUUCUUUCAGUCUAAUCUUUGUGUUGAAAUUUCUUGAAAAAAAUAUCACUAUCUGUAUGGCUACUCAAUCACUAUUUAAAAUUAAUCAAAGAUUAAGACAUCUAUGCCGACUUCUGACAUAUAAAACAGCUGAAGAUAGAUGUUCAGUAUUUUUUCAGAUUUAUAUAUAUCUACCAUGGUAAUUAGCUGUGUUUAUCAAUAAAAAAGUCAUAAACACUACAUCUAGAGUGUAUGUUGAGAACAAUACUUUGUCCUUCAUGGAGUUUUAAAGGAUUGCGUUUUGUUCGAAUUCGGGCUUACCACUUUCUCAGUCCACUAUCUGACUCGAUUAUAGACGAACAAUAAAUGGGCAAUGGACAUAAAUUCUCCGAUUGAUUUCGUAUACUCUAAUUAGACUAACCCCGUUUUGGCGACGACGUUAAUACAAACCAAAUACGAAUUCAUUUCAGGCACUAUUUUACUCAGACAAAUAAAAAUAAUAUACGGAGAAGGGAACCGUGUCAAUUUUGAUGGUUCAAGCGUUACUCACUAUUAUUUAUAGCCAAACAGAAAAAUAAGCUAAAAACGUGAUAAAUAAAAUAAUUAAUGAUAUAAAAUCAGUCAAUGUUGUAAGUGAAUAAUUAACAAAGUUAAUAUAAGUGGAUGGUAUUUCAAAAAGAAUAAUUUCAUUGGUCUGUUUGAAUCCCAGAAUAAUUUAUGUAGGUAUGACAUAGUACUUAGACGCUCUGAGAGCUUACUGACAAAAAAUUAUUAAAAACGUAAACCAAGAUCUAUUUUAGUUCUAAAUAAAUAAAACUGUUCAUAUUACAAACAUCCAAAGUCAACGAACAAUGAUGAAGUCUUGACCGAAUUAAAUGAAAAAAAACUCGGAAGUUACUGAAAAACUAUUAUCUCAUUUCAAUGUCAGUGUUUUUCUUAGUUAAAUCCUCUAAAUAAGAAUACGUCAUAAUUGUAUAGUUUACUUAAAUAACUGUACAAUUCAUUAAAACAUGCUCUUUUGAAGCAUAUUAUAUUGACCGUACAAAGUUUACUCUUUCCAAAUGCAUAUCCUAAAAAUAUCCUUCAUAGUUAUCUACAGCUGAAUAUAAAUCAGUCAAUAGAUCUAUUCUAGUAGAACAAAUUUGGUCAUUCUGAUCAUCUGUUGUCAACAGGAUUUUCCCUCAGAUUUUAACAUCAUUUGUAUACAAUCGGACUUGAAGUAUUUGUUUCCGUAUUUGACCUGUAAAUGUUUCUCUAUUCUCCCUCUCUCUUUUUCUUCAUGUGUGUUGUGUAGGCAUCAUUAUAUAAUAAACAAGA